Messenger RNA from Propithecus coquereli (Coquerel's sifaka), 937 nucleotides. It is a transcript of the gene AP1S1, whose product is annotated as adaptor-related protein complex 1, sigma 1 subunit. Bases 110 to 586 code for a protein of 158 amino acids. The record is from RefSeq and is a predicted model, not a curated record. Gene Ontology annotation, biological process: intracellular protein transport; vesicle-mediated transport. NCBI's taxonomy places the organism in Eukaryota, Metazoa, Chordata, Mammalia, Primates, Indriidae. The transcript has 5 exons. Gene Ontology annotation, molecular function: clathrin-cargo adaptor activity. Gene Ontology annotation, cellular component: intracellular membrane-bounded organelle; AP-1 adaptor complex; membrane coat.
GGGCGGGGUUUCAGCCAAGAGGGCGGGCUGGGGGAGAAAGGAUAAGAAAGGGAGUGGAGCUGGCGCCUACGGUGGCCGAAGUGGGACGCGCCGAGCCAGAGGCUGCAGGAUGAUGCGAUUCAUGCUGCUGUUCAGCCGGCAGGGAAAACUGCGGCUGCAAAAAUGGUACCUGGCUACUUCAGACAAGGAGCGAAAGAAGAUGGUUCGGGAGCUGAUGCAGGUUGUUCUGGCUCGCAAGCCCAAGAUGUGCAGCUUCCUGGAGUGGAGGGACCUCAAGGUUGUCUAUAAGAGAUACGCCAGUCUCUACUUCUGCUGCGCCAUCGAGGGCCAGGACAAUGAGCUCAUCACGCUGGAGUUGAUCCACCGAUAUGUGGAGCUCCUGGACAAAUACUUUGGCAGUGUGUGCGAACUGGACAUCAUCUUCAACUUUGAGAAGGCCUACUUCAUCUUGGAUGAGUUUUUGAUGGGGGGGGAUGUCCAGGACACCUCCAAGAAGAGUGUGCUAAAGGCCAUCGAGCAGGCAGACCUGCUGCAGGAGGAGGAUGAGUCGCCACGCAGUGUGCUGGAGGAGAUGGGUCUGGCGUAGUCCGGUCGCCCAGCCGGGCAUGGAAAUGGGAACUGGUGGGGAGCAGGGCGUGAGUGGCUGCUUCUCCCCGUCUAGCCCAGGGCCCUUUUCUCGGUGGGACCCUGCUGCUCCUCUGCUGCCUCACCUUCCUUUGGAGUGAGCUGUGGGCUCUCUGGCCCUUGAAACAUUGCCUCCCUCCACCCCUCCUUCCUCUUUCCCCUUUGCCACUGAAGGUUCUAGGAGCUAGGAGACAGGAAAAUGUGACCAAGACAGGGGUGCUAUUUGGCUUUCAUUCCCUGCCUUUGAAGAACCAAUGCCCCCAGAUGUCCUCCCCUCCCUAUAACUGUAAAUAUAUAAAUAUGUCAGGUUAAA